AUGUCGUCAGCGUUCUCGUUCGCACCGGCCGAUACGAGUAUGGUCAUAGAGCCGAUGCGCUCGGACGAGUAUGAGCGCUGCAUCGACUUGGCUUCGGCCGCCUUCAACACCAACAACCCGAUCAUGAAGCGCGCCGGCCUCUCGGUUGAGGACUACCGCGCGUACGCCCUGCUUAGCUGCUCCAAAGUCAAGAGCGUGGACACGGGCCUCUCUCUUGUCGCGCGCAGCGCGGAUGGCGAGCUUCUCGCUUUCCUCUUCCUGAAGACGUUUGACCCAUACCAGAAGACGUCUGACUUCAAGGAGAUGAUGCGCAAAAGUCGGACCACGGCGGGGCUCAUCGAGCUCGUAUCUGGGCUCUACGACAACGCGAUCAUGUCCCUGCGCAUCGGGUCGAUGGCCACGGGCAAGGCGCUGCACUGUCCCAUGGGCGGCACACUGCCCAGCGUCAACGGGAAGGGGGCCGGCAAGGCGUUGCGCAUGCGUGCCUGCGAGGUGGCGCUGGAGCGUGGCUUCAACACGCUGCUUGUCGAGCCGGCGCACGGAGCGACGCGCCACAUCUGGACGAAGUAUUGCGGCGGCAUAGUGCGCGGCGAGGCGUCGAGCGAGACCUUCGCCUCCAAGGCGGGCGACUUCCCACUCAAAGGGAGCGAGUCGAGCGUCUCGGUCGUCGAGGUGGUGCUGCGCAAGGUGCACCGCGACGCGGCCGUGUACAAGCCCUUCUACCUAGCCAAGAUCGUCGUUCUGAGCGCGCGAGCGGCGGCGGCGGACCUCGAAGAGGCGCUGCGCCGGUCAGUGGCGGAGGCGGCUUCAUCGGCGGCGGAGCACGAGCCGCCCGUUGAGUCGCUGGCCGUUGUCUCGCUAGCCAGUGCCAGCCUCGAUGCGGGCCGCCCGAGGGCGCCCGAGUCCACCCUCGGCGGCGGCGAGACCACGUGCAUCAUCUGCUUGACGAGGCCGAAGACUCACAUCGCGGUGCCGUGCAGCCACCAGUGCGGGCCCGUGCGCGGAGCAACUUGA
Emiliania huxleyi CCMP1516 is the source of this 1014-nucleotide messenger RNA. RefSeq lists its product as hypothetical. Lineage: Eukaryota; Haptophyta; Isochrysidales; Noelaerhabdaceae. The transcript has 2 exons. Bases 1 to 1014 code for a protein of 337 amino acids. The record is from RefSeq and is a predicted model, not a curated record.